Molecule: messenger RNA, 1265 nt
Organism: Zea mays
Lineage: Eukaryota; Viridiplantae; Streptophyta; Magnoliopsida; Poales; Poaceae
Exons: 2
Coding region: 956-1084 (42 amino acids)
Molecular function (GO): protein binding
Source: RefSeq, a predicted model, not a curated record
CACGUCCAAGGCGUGAGAAGCGUGGCAACGUCUAUAUUACUGGGCCGAGUUGGUCGUGUAAGGGUUAGCUAGACCGAGCCGAGAAAGUAUAAAGGAUACAACUGAGGCAAUUGUAAGGACAUCGAAAAAUAGAGAACAAAAUAUCAGCUCGUUGCCAUCACGUGACCUUCUUCCCCAUGUCUCCAAUCUCCGCUGCUUCCCCUGUUUCCUGCUCUAUAGACUUCUAGAAGGUGCUAAUACCUUCCCCGCACGCCCUCCGCCUCCCCGCUGUACUUCCCGGCGCUCGAGCUCGUCGACGUCUACAACAAUAACCUGUCCGGCCGCUCCCGCCCCUGAGCGCGCCGCACGCGCGCUCCCUCCGCUACCUCCACCUCGGCGGGAACUACUUCAACGGCUCCAUCCCGGACUCCUUCGAGUACCUGGGGCUCAACGGCAACGCGCUGUCGGGCCGGGUCCCGCCCUCAGCUCGCUCUCCCGCCUCUCGCGCCUCCGGGAGAUGUACAUCGGCUACUACAACCAGUACAGCGGCGGGGUCCCGCUCCCGCGCGAGUUCGGCGCCCUCCAGUCGCUCGUCCGCCUCGACAUGAGCAGCUGCGCGCUCACGGGGCCCAUCCCGCCGGAGCUCGCGCGCCUGUCCCGCCUCGACACGCUCUUCCUCGCCAUGAACCAGCUCACCGGGGACAUACCGCCGGAGCUCGGCGCCCUCACCAGCCUCCAGUCGCUCGACAUCUCCAUCAACGACCUCGCCGGCGAGAUACCCGCCACGUUCGCCGGCCUCACAAACCUCACACUGCUCAACCUCUUCCGGAACCACCUCCGCGGCGAGAUACCGGACUUCAUCGGUGACUUCCCGUUCCUCGAGGUGCUGCAGGUGUGGGACAACAACCUCACCGCGCUCGGGUAAUCAGUGUGGAGUCUGCUUCUAGUAUGUAGGCUUCUCAAGGGAAAGGUGGAGAUGUUCCUAAAGUUGAAAACGGCAGGUUGCAACACCAAAAGGCUCAAGAAUAUAAUAAGAACAGAGAGUGAGAGAGAGAUUGAUAGGAGGGGAAGAUGGUUUCAUUUAGAUAAAACUCAGAAUAUGUGACGUGACAUUCUUAAAAACAUUGUACUUGGAAUAGCCUAACAGCUUCACACAUCUAGUUUCAAUUUUUAUUGGAUCAAAUAUUUUAAAAUUUAAUAGUGUUUUGUUUUAGCAGUAAAUGAUGUUUUCGUGGACAACAAGACAUUUAUGUUGACUUAGUCAAACUUGAGGAUUUGUUGAUCUA